Messenger RNA from Myxocyprinus asiaticus (Chinese sucker), 2334 nucleotides. RefSeq lists its product as uncharacterized. The transcript has 3 exons. Gene Ontology annotation, cellular component: cytoplasm. The record is from RefSeq and is a predicted model, not a curated record. Bases 93 to 1949 code for a protein of 618 amino acids. NCBI's taxonomy places the organism in Eukaryota, Metazoa, Chordata, Actinopteri, Cypriniformes, Catostomidae.
UCGCAUGAGCUGAACACGGAAGUGAUGUCAAAAAAGUUUCUCCGACGCUCUUCCAUGCGGCUUGUGCGGGACGCUAUAGAACGUUGAUUAGAAUGAGCAGGAAAAUCAGACUGGAUGAUGUUGUCCAAAAGUACCUGACCAACUUGGAGAGCCAGAUUGAAAAGGGGGAUCGAAGUCUGGUAUGCAGAGAUGAGCAACUUUGCAAGGAAGUAGAGGCGUUUCUUUCCAAAGACAGUGCCCAGAAGAUCUUUAUCACAGGUGGACUAAAUCCACUGUCAGUGAUGGAAAACUCACUCCGUGCAAUGCCCUUUAAAACUGGCCAUUUGGGUCUUGAGAAACUUUGCAAGGCCUUUGAAGUGUUGGAGCUUGCUGCAUUAAACCUCUACCUUUAUCCUUGGAGAAAGGAGUAUAGAGUUGUGAAGAUGUUUUCAGGUAUGUUCACCCAUUCAAUCAAAUCUGCAUUAACCCUACAGCAGGCUAAAGAGCUGUUUGGGUUGCUUGGAUACCAGCCUUUAGGUCCUACUGAAGAAGAAGAGCUAACUCUCGACCCCAAACUAGUUCCUGCUGAUUUGUUACUCAACCUGGCAUGUGCCUACUUCAUUGCUCGUAUGGAGUGCCAGCUGCUAAUUUCCACCUUGAGCGCUCUGGACAGAGGUGUUGAGUGGGUUCUUCAACUAGUUAAGGAGAGACAGAAGGGCCAUUGCCUUCAGGUAGCAUUGGAGAACAUCAAAAGAAAGUUAGAGUCUACCCAUGCUUCAGAUGUCACCCUAAGAGCUAGUAUAGAUUUGGAGGUGGAUCUUUACACAGAUAAGGAUUUGGUGAGCAAAGCACAGCCAGAUGCUCAUCAGUGGACAGCAACUUGUUUGCCACCUCACUUUUCUUCGUGUAUGCAACCAAAGGAGGGCCUCCUACAAAGCAAUCCUUUAUACGGGGACAUGUCCCAGUCAGACAGGGUGAGUAAUGCAGAUGCUAGCCAGGAAAGAGUGCUCUGUGUCUCAGAGCUUCAGUGCCAGAUCAACAAACCCAAAAACCUUGUCUCACCUCCACAGGUUCUAGGACCACUGGAAAGCUCUGGUAAAGUUCAAACUGAAGGUUGUACCCAGAGACAAACAGCAGAAGUUGGACCAGUGAUGUGCAGCUGUAUCACACCAUCAUUUUUGUAUAUAUACCAGUGUGACCAGUGCAAAGACAUUCACAGUUCACUUUGUGAACAUUAUAAAGAGUGCAGAAACAAAGGGCAUACUUUAGCACUGUGCCCUGACAAAGAUGGACUGCAACAGAAAAUGAAUGUGCAACAAGACCAGCAUAAACAAGGCAAAGAAAAAGAUUCUCUGAAGAAUCAUUAUUGUAUUAGCACUUCAAAGUUGGAUACAUUUUUGGUGUGUUACACCUGUCAAUCAAUCCAUGACCAGAGCUGUGAAAACAUUAACAUAUGCAAAUCACAGUGUCACUACUUGCAAUCCACAGGAAAAUUACAGCCCCCUCAAGGAGAAAGAGCCAAUGCUCCAAAGAGGCACAUGUGUCUUACUGCAGAGGCUCCAGCAUAUGUAAUCUGCCACACCUGUAACAACUCCCAUGAUUGCAUAUGUGAACAUGUGAAAAACUGCAAUAAACUUGCCCAUGAUGUGCAGUACCUCCAAGAAUUGGGUGAUUCAGAAACACCCUGUAAGCCAAUCCCAUAUCAUCAGUGCUGCACUGCUAACCAGCCUUGGCCUGAAAUUGUAUGCCUCAUUUGUAAUGUCUUUUAUUUUUCCGGCUGUCCUGAAGGAAGGCAGUGCUCUCAAAAACAUAAAAUACAACGACUUGAAACUAAAUGUGUCACUUGCUCAAAUUCUGAGCUUUGCAUCCUAUGCAGGUAUUGCUGUGCUCUGUAUUGCAAAAAGUGUUGGUUUAAAAGUCCAAUUUUUUGUAAAUGUGGAAUGCCUUUGAACCCCUCCUCCCCUGUUUAACCUGUACUUCAAAUCUGCAUGCAUAUAUAUUUUACAUUUUAAUCUAAAGUAAGACUAAUAUCACUACUACUCUAAAUUUAUUCCAGAUUACUGGAAAUCAGAAACAUAAAAAUCAUCCUUUAAAAAAAAAAAAAAAAAAUAUAUAUAUAUAUAUAUAUAUAUAUAUAUAUAUAUAUAUAUAUAUAUAUAUAUAUAUAUGUGUGUGUGACAUCUUUAUGCGCUGAUAAGAGUCAUGAAAGAUCAAUCACAGAAAAAGUAACAAGGCAAUUCACUCAUCCUGAAGUGGUUCAAGGAUACAAUAUCUGCCAUCCCAUAACAAUGUCCAUAACUGCCAAAUGAUAGUGAUUCAGUGCAGUAUGUGAUUUUGGUAGACUUAAACUCCUCA